CACUUUAUUAUCAACUAAGAGGAGUUCGCAACACAAGCAACCAGGACACCAUGGUUCCAGAAACGGAGUGCGGAAUCUGCUACCGGACUUACAACGCCAGUCGGAGGUGUCCUCGACACCUGACCUGCAAACACUCGUUUUGUGAGAGCUGCCUGUUGACGCUCGCGAGAUCCGCGGAGAGUCCCGUUACCGUACCCCGGAUAGUGUGUCCGCUGUGCCGUCACUCCACCUCGCUGUCGGCGGAGAGAGUCCAAGACAACCUGCCGGUAGACGAGGACAUUUUUGAGCGUAUAGUAACCGCGCGCAGCUCUGAGGAAUGCACGGAUGAUGAUGAUGACGACGACACCGAGGAGCCCGAGAGGGACCCGUCCAGCCCACCAAAAGAGGACGUUUCACCACCUCCUACAUCCCGAAAAGGACACCUGAUGAAAAGCAUAAGACGCCUGUGCAAAAGAGUCACCGGGGAUCGUGUGCGGAGAAAUUGUUUGACUAAUGAAGACCUGAGGGACCUGGCAAUGAUGUCCUGCUACAUGUGAAAUCGAAGUUGUUGAUCGUCUCAACUGUGUUCUCACACAUUCCUCAA
Messenger RNA from Rhinichthys klamathensis goyatoka, 583 nucleotides. Its product is annotated as E3 ubiquitin-protein ligase-like. The record is from RefSeq and is a predicted model, not a curated record. The transcript has 2 exons. NCBI's taxonomy places the organism in Eukaryota, Metazoa, Chordata, Actinopteri, Cypriniformes, Leuciscidae. Bases 51 to 536 code for a protein of 161 amino acids.